Puccinia graminis f. sp. tritici CRL 75-36-700-3 is the source of this 1359-nucleotide messenger RNA. RefSeq lists its product as uncharacterized. The record is from RefSeq and is a predicted model, not a curated record. The coding region runs from base 1 to 1359 and encodes 452 amino acids. Lineage: Eukaryota; Fungi; Basidiomycota; Pucciniomycetes; Pucciniales; Pucciniaceae. The transcript is spliced from 2 exons.
AUGGAACAAAUUCAUGCACACAUCAUCCAUUUGGAAUGGAAGAAGGCUGGAGCUGAGCUCGCCGAGUUUUUCCAGCUCAGCCAGCUCAGUCAGCUCUUGGACCCAGCUUAUCCAGCUCACUCAUCCAGCUCUCCAAACCAGAUCCCUCCGCUCUCGGACCCAGGUCACCCAGCUCGUCCAGCUCUUGGACACAGCUCACCCAGCUCACCCGGCUCUCGGACCCAGCUCACUCAGCUCUUGGACCCAGCUCAUCCAGCUCUCCGCUCCAGCUCACUCAGCUCAUCCAGCUCUCGGACUCAGUUGACUCAGCUCAGCCAGCUCAUCCAGCUCAUCCAGAUCUCGGACCUAGCUCAGCCAGCUCUUGGACCCAGCUCAUCCAGCUCACUCAGCUCAUCCAGCUCUUGGACCCAGCUCACCGGACUCAGUUCACUCAGCUCAUCCAGAUCUUGGACUCAGCUCACUCAGCUCACUCAGCUCUUGGAACUCAGCUCUCGGACCCCUCCAAUUCAGCUCAUCCAGCUCUCAGACUCAGCUCACUCAGCUAAUCCAGCUCUUGGACCCAGCUCACUCAGCUCAAUCAGCUCAUCCGUCUCUCCGACCCAGCUCACACACCUCACUCCGCUCUCAGACCCAGCUCACCCAGCUCAUCCAGCUCUCAGAACCAGCUCAUCCAGCUCUCAGAAUCAGCUCACUCAACUCAGCCAGCUCUCAAACCCAGCAGACUCAGCUCAUCCAGCUCUCAGAAUCAGCUCACUCAACUCAGCCAGCUCUCAAACCCAGCAGACUCAGCUCAUCCAGCUCUCAGAAUCAGCUCACUCAGUAACCCUCAGAACCAGCUCACUCACCUCAGCCAGCUCUCAAACCCAGCAGACUCAGCUCAUCCAGCUCUUGGAUCCAGCUCACUCAGCUUACCCGGCCCUCGGACCCACCUCAGUCAGCUCAUUGAACCAGCUCACUUCAGUCAUCUCUUGGACCCAGCUCUUCCAGCUCAGUUGCUCACUCAGCUCUGUCAACCCUGUCAACUCCCCAAGCCAGUCGGCCGGCUCUUGCCCCCCAGCUCAGUCAGCUCUGGGACCCAGCUCAUCCAGCUCAGUCAGCUCUUUCAGCCAGCUCCCUCAGCUCUCCAAGCCAGCUCAGUCCCCUCUUGGACCCAGCUCUGUCACCUCUUGGAGCUCAGUCAGCUCUGGGACCCAGCUCAGCCAGCUCAGUCAGCUCUGGGACCCAGCUCAGUCAGCUCUGGGGCCCAGCUCAGUCGGGUCAGUUAGUCAGCUCAGUUGGCCCAGUCAGUCAGGCCAGCUCUAUGGACCCAGCUCUGUCAGCUACCUCUGUCUGCUCCUGCAGUUGUUGGCCAAGUUAUAA